GCGGGGAGUGUGGCAGAGAAAUGGGGAACAAUGCGAGUGAGCAACUUCAGGAAGUCAUUGUGAAAGAAAGCUGGGAAGAGCUCCGCGGCCAAGUUAGCCGGGUACUCUAACAAGUGCCUGCGCGGCUCGCGCCCAGGGCGGUGACUGCGGCCACAGCCCUCGGUCCCCGCGCAGCUUAAGCGCUGUCCGGGGCCGUCCGGGACGACCUGGGCUAACCCAACAGGGCAGAGGGAGCCCCGGCUCCAAAGGUUGCUCUUCGUGCCCGAGGAUCAGUCUCGGCCCCAAAGUGCGGUGCACACGUCCACGGGCCUGUGAAGGCAGUGGCUGGACCUUUGAGGAAGAGGAGAAGGGACCUGAGGCCUCACCACCAGAUAACCUGAGGACAAUGGAUGCCGAUGAGGGUCAAGACAUGUCCCAAGUUUCAGGAAAGGAAAGUCCCCCUGUCAGUGAUACUCCAGAUGAUGGUGAUGAACCCAUGCCUGUCCCCGAAGACCUUUCCACCACUUCGGGAGGACAGCAGAAUUCCAAGAGUGAUCGUAGCAUGGUUACAUAUGGGGCUGAUGGCUUUAGGGAUUUUCAUGCAAUAAUUUCCCAAACUUUCUCUCCCAGUAAUAUUAAAGUAGAGGCUCAGAGUGAUGAAGAGAAUAGGCGUGCCUGUGAAAUGAAUGGGGAAGAAUGUGCAGAGGAUUUACGAAUGCUUGAUGCCUCGGGAGAGAAAAUGAAUGGCUCUCACAGGGACCAAGGCAGCUCGGCUUUGUCGGGACUUGGAGGCAUUCGACUUCCUAAUGGAAAACUAAAGUGUGAUAUCUGUGGGAUCAUUUGCAUCGGGCCCAAUGUGCUCAUGGUUCACAAAAGAAGCCACACUGGAGAACGGCCUUUCCAGUGCAAUCAGUGUGGGGCCUCCUUCACCCAGAAAGGCAACCUGCUACGGCAUAUCAAGCUGCAUUCCGGGGAGAAGCCAUUCAAGUGUCACCUCUGCAACUAUGCCUGCCGCCGGAGGGACGCCCUAACAGGCCACCUCAGGACACACUCUGUUGGUAAACCUCACAAAUGUGGAUAUUGUGGCCGAAGCUAUAAACAGCGAAGCUCUUUAGAGGAACAUAAAGAGCGCUGCCACAACUACUUGGAAAGCAUGGGUCUUCAGGGCACGUUGUACCCAGUCAUUAAAGAAGAAACUAAUCACAGUGAGAUGGCAGAAGACCUGUGCAAGAUAGGAUCAGAGAGAUCCCUCGUGCUGGACAGACUAGCAAGUAACGUCGCCAAACGUAAAAGCUCUAUGCCUCAGAAAUUUCUUGGGGACAAGUGCCUGUCCGACAUGGCCUACGACAGCAGUGCCAGCUACGAGAAGGAGAAUGAGAUGAUGACUUCCCAUGUCAUGGACCAGGCCAUCAACAACGCCAUCAACUACCUGGGGGCCGAGUCCUUGCGUCCCCUUGUGCAGACACCCCCGGGUGGCUCAGAAGGGGUCCCAGUCAUCAGUCCUAUGUACCAGCUGCACAAGACCCCGACAGAGGGGCCCCAGCGGGCAAACCACUCUGCGCAGGACAGCGCGGUGGAGAACUUGCUGCUGCUGUCCAAGGCCAAAUCGGCGUCCUCGGAGCGGGAGGCCUCCCCCAGCAACAGCUGCCAAGACUCGACGGACACGGAGAGCAACACGGAGGAGCAGCAGCGCGGGGGUCUCAUCUACCUGACCAACCACAUCACCCCGCUGGCCCGCAAUGGCCUGGCGCUCAAGGAGGAGCAGCGCGCCUUCGAGGUGCUGCGCAGCGCCUCGGAGAACUCGCAGGACGCCUUGCGCGUGGUGAGCAUGAGCGGCGAGCAGAUGAAGGUGUACAAGUGUGAACACUGCAGAGUGCUCUUCCUCGACCACGUCAUGUACACCAUACACAUGGGUUGCCAUGGCUUCCGGGAUCCCUUCGAGUGCAACAUGUGUGGGUACCACAGCCAGGACAGGUAUGAGUUCUCCUCCCACAUCACGCGGGGGGAGCACCGCUUCCACAUGAGCUAAAGAUCCCCACAUACCCUGGACCCCUCCUCCCAUGUGUGGGCUCGAGCACACACACACACACACACACACACACACACAACCCUGAAGAGCCUGCUUCAUCUGGACCACGGAUAAUGUGGAGUGUGGACUAUGGGGUGUGGUGUGGAUUAUGUGGAUAAUGUGGAGUAUGGAUUCUGGGGUGGGUUCCUGGGAUGUGGUGUUCAUUGUCACCAGGCUGGUUGGGUUUCAUUUGCUUUUGCAAACCAGAUUUCCUUUGGUAGAGGCAAGAUGGCUCCUGGAGCCUAGAAAAACUUCCAUCUCCCUACGAUUCCAUAGACUUGUUAAGAUACACUUCCUCCCCUUCCCCACUACACACCACUCCGUACAGAACCUGAACAGAUUAAAUGAAACAAGUCAGAUCCUGCCAAGCAGGGUUGUGUAGUAAGCACAAAGUCCAUGCAUAUACCAGGAGUUCCCCAGGUCCCCACAGCUAGAGAGCACUACCUCUGAAGUACUGCCAUCUCUAAAGCUUAACAGGUGAGCAAUAGGAACAGGUAUAUGGCUGCUAGGGAGAAGCAGGGACAGAAAGUAUACCGAAGCCACAAUCUCAGGCCACUCAAAGCCAGAGAAGAAUGGCUGCAAUCUGAACCCAGGUAACAUUAGGUCAUCCUUCUCUAAGGAAAAUAGAGCUGUCCUAGGCAAGGGAGGGGGGAAGGGAUUGCAGAGCCCCCGAGACUCUACCUUGCUUUCUAAGCUUGGUGAGUUUGCCCAGGAGACAUGCAGCCUUCCUAAACUGGUUGCAAAGUGUCAUGAGUCCAGUGUUCUUGGGUACAAAUGUAAAGAGUCCUGUUCUCUGCUUUGUCACCCCUAUGCCUGUAAUGGUCCCUAUCUCCAUAUUCAACCACAGUCCCGAUAUUUAGACCUUAAUUUGAACCUCUCAAAGAGUAAAAUUCCUCAGAAAAUCAAGCUUUCUUCCAAAUUCUGCACUGUCUUAUCUGGGUGUUUAUUCUUUCCCCGAGGCUGGUUCUACCUAAAGCCAUGACCUUUUACCCUGUCAAAGGCCUAAGUACAAUCUCAGUGCUUCAUUUUAGUUCAGACCAUGUCCUAUUGUAGCUGCAAGUCUGGAUUCGGCUGUAUUUAUAAAGGUCUUUCUCUAUCCACACCUACAUAAUUUUUUGUGUGUAUGCCAGUACUGGGUCUUGAACUCAGAACCUGGGCACUCAGGAUUGGUGCUCUACCACUUGAGUCACAGCUCUAAUUCCAGAUUUUUGGUGGUUAAAAAGAGAUAAGAGUCUUACUGCCUCCCUGCCUGUGUUGCUGGCUUCAAGUCAUGAUCUUCCAAUCUCAGCUGUCUGAAGUAGAGUUAAAAUCUUGAGCCACUAGCAACUAUUAUUCUUUCUCUCUCACACACACACACACACACACACACACACACACACACACACACACACGAAUGAUUUUAAAGUGAAUACUCGUUGUUAGAUCAAGCAAAUAUAUAAGUCUGGCAUCUAAGUUUCUAAUACAUGGAGCUCACCAGUUCAAAACUAAAUUAACUAUUCUACAGUUGUACACCAUGAAAACAAUGUAGCAUUGUGCUCAUACAUAAAUAGGACAUUUGGCCAUGAACCCUUCAUCCCUGAGAGAAAUACCUACCAAGCCUGAUAGGCAAGAGGCAGAAAAUACUAAAGGUAAGACUCUAACCCAUGUGUGCUAAAAAAUGGUUGCAUCCCUAAGCCCACUUCAGGUGGGUGGGGAUUCUUAUCUCAUCCAGAAAGGAUCUCCUUCAAGAUUAAUCCUGUCAUCAUUGCCAUUAUGCAACAAGCAUCACUUGUUGGAGAGAGAGAGAGAGAGAGAGAGAGAGAGAGAGAAUGUAACUUUAAAUAUCUAUAAUAUUGGUCUUUACCAAAACUGUCCCAACGUGAACCUGAAGAAAUAGCAGGUACUUUCUGCAAGUCACUCAGUGUUUCAGGUGACACAAGGAUUCUUGGUCUCCAACAUGUUGAGAUAAUCCCCCGUUGUGGGCCCUUCCCUGCCAUUGGUGGAUGUCUGGUAUCAUCCUUGAUCACAACCCAGUAGAUGUCAGAAUCUUUCCCUAUUGAAAUCCAAAAAGUAGCUCCUGGUGUUGACAAAUAUCCCACAGGGGGCAAAGUCCCUCCCACCUGAGAACCACAGAUCUAAAUGAAUUCUAAGCUAACAGAAAGUGUGAGAAGCCUUCCCAAGUUCAGAAGCACAUGAAGAUUUAUCCAAGUCAGAUUAUAAAUUCUCUAAAUGUAUAAAUAACACCCCUCCAGUCAUUGACAAAUAUACUUUCCCAUGCACACUAGAGUUCACAAAGACAUCAUUCUUGAGUCACAGAUCUCUUUUCUUCCAGAAUAGUGUGGCAUUUUGAAACUAGAAAUAAAAGUGUAAUGGUAGUAAUUCAAGCUCAGCCAUGCCAAGGUCCUGAAUGAUGAAAAACAUGGAAAACCUAGGGCCAUGGACAACUUUUCUUCAAUAUGCAAUUACACGGACAGAUGCGCCUUACCCAAAUUUAUAUACUCAAACAUGAGAGACUUCUUUGAUUUCUGGUUUGCUAUAGGUUUCACCUACCCUCAUUCUUAUCCAUGCAUUCCACCCAAUCAACAGGAAGAAGGGAAUUUACCUCCUCUUCAGCAGCAUUCAAAGCUUAAAGCAGAACUGUAAAUAUUGGCUACAGGACUUGUUUUCUAAAAUGCUUUGCCCUUUUCCUCUCACUGCCUUUUAUAGCCAAUCUAAAUGUCUAUUUGCACACCUUUUGUUGUGGUUUUAUAUUGUAACAGCAUUUUUGAAACUAUUGUAUUUAAAGUAAGGAUUCAUAUUAUGUCAACAAGUAAUUAAAUUAUGUUUGAAAGGUGGCCAUAUGCUGUACCAAAAGUUGCUGAAGUUUUUCUUCUACCUGGUAAAAGUAGGAUUUUGCAUGACCUCACACGUUUUGUUCUAUGGUUUGUUCUAUGGUUGUAUGAUGGUGUGAGUGUGUGUGUGUGUGUGUGUGUGUAGAACAUCACUGUGCUAGAUUUCAGGGAAGUGUGCCUAGAUUCCACUCAUGGUGGAUUCACUCUCAUUGUGUUUUAUGUAAAUACCAGAGGCAGGAAAGCUGCCACAAGCAAGUCAACCAGUUGUUUACGGCUUGUGAUUGCUCUCUUUCAUUCCCCUUCCUCCUGAUCAGCCCAGCUUCAGGUGGAAUGUGGAGCCUCUGCUUCCUGCCCAGGUCCCUUUUGUAAUUUGUACCGUAGGUGGUAUGUUUUCCCCUAAUGAGAGAAUACCAAAGUAUCAUUGUGUUAUCAUUGUAUAUUCACCAACAGCCUGGCCCAACACCAAUUUCUUCAAACCCUGGCAUGUUCCCUUUCCAAUUUAGAAUCCAUUAUGUAAUAAAAAUCUUAGAAUCUUUAUUGAGAAAGAGAA
This is a messenger RNA of Dipodomys spectabilis (banner-tailed kangaroo rat), 5407 nucleotides long. RefSeq names its product IKAROS family zinc finger 1 (gene Ikzf1). NCBI's taxonomy places the organism in Eukaryota, Metazoa, Chordata, Mammalia, Rodentia, Heteromyidae. The coding region runs from base 386 to 2008 and encodes 540 amino acids. Gene Ontology annotation, biological process: regulation of transcription by RNA polymerase II. The transcript is spliced from 10 exons. Gene Ontology annotation, molecular function: RNA polymerase II cis-regulatory region sequence-specific DNA binding; DNA-binding transcription factor activity. The record is from RefSeq and is a predicted model, not a curated record.